AUGUAUUCACGUACUCUCAUAGUAACUUUCUUUGGAAUUAUACUGCUUCUAACUGAAACAAACACACAAAGAUUUAGCUUUCUGAAGAAUGCAAAACCAUACUUCGAAAAUAUGUUUCAGAAUACUGCAAGAAAGUUAGCCUUCAUGAAUGCGUAUGAGUUCGAAAUAAAUCGCCGUUCAUUAAGUUUGGAACAGUUUAACUUAUCAUCUGAAGUAAUCAACUAUGCAGGAAGAAUCGGACAUAUUAUCAAGUCUCUGGAAAACUCUUUAAAGAUGCUAGUUUCUUGGACGGAAGAAGAAAUUUCAAAGUACUCUUGGAAUCCAAAGUUACAGUCGAUUAGCAUAAAAUAUAAUGAUCUUCGUGAAUUGAAACCAAAUGACAGCCGGCUAACUGCUCAACCUGGUUAUCAAUUUAAUGUUAUGCUAAAUAAAUCUGGUGUCCACUUACCGGUAGAAGUAUACCGUGGAGACCCUUCAGUGUUUCAUACUUUACGAUGGACUGAAGUUUUGGAUGCUAUAUUUCCAACUGAACCCAAAUUACACUUCACUUAUUUUGCAAGUCUAACAGGGAUUCUACGAGUCUAUCCAGCAUUUCCUUGGCGAGAACAAACUGUUGACAUGUUCGAUGUCCGUAGACGUUCCUGGUUUAUACAGGGUUCUUCUGUUCCUAGAGAUCUGUUCAUACUACUUGACACAAGUGGGAGUAUGACUGGUCAAUCAUUGAAAUUGGCUAAUUUAUCAGCACAAAAGUUAAUCGAAUCUCUUGAUGUUGAUGACUAUUUUGUUGUAGCACAUUUCCCUGGGGCAAAAGAUCAUUCACUCCCAAUGAUUGUUACAGCAAAUAAUGAAAGUGAACCUAUUUGUUUCAAUUCAUUUGUUCAAGCAACUAAGCGUAAUAAGUUGCGUUUGUUUUAUGAUUUGAGUACACUUAAAGCUCGUGGUCAUUCAAACUUUUCAACACCAUUGGAAUUCGCUUAUGAAAUGUUUCGGAAUCUAGCUGGGAGUGCAAGAGGAGAUCGUGGUAAGGAGUUAAGAAAUAAAAUCCUUGUUAUGAUGACAGAUAAUGCAUUUGUCUUCGAUGAAUAUGUAAUGUCACAACUUAAACAACAAAAGUCUAAUAUUACUACAUUUAUUUAUUCACUUGGAGAACCUGUUGGUGCAGCUAAUGAACAUUCAAAGAAAGCAUGUGCUACAAAUGAUUAUUAUCAAUAUCUACCAACAGUUGGAGCAGUUUCCAAUCUAAUGAAGGACUUCCAUGAUAAAUCAACACAGAUUCGUUUUGGACCGAAUAAUAGUCCACUGCCAACUGGAGUUAUAUUACACGGGGCAUCAGACGUCUUACACACAGAUCAGUAUAAAGGCACAGGGUUAAUGGUCAGCAUAUCUAUGCCUGUCUAUAACAGAACAAAAAGAUUAGAAUUUCUCGGUCUAAUGGGUACAGAAUUACCAAUCAGUUUGAUGAUGCAAGGAUUACCUCAAACAAAACUUUAUCCAGUUGGAUAUGCUUUCGUUGUUAACACCAAUGGUUACUUGGUUUUUCAUCCAAGUUUAGUACCUGAAUAUACCUGGCUAGACGAUACUCCAUUCUUAGAUUUCCUUGAUGUUGAACUGAAUGUUUAUGGAUCAAAAACUGUGAUAAGGAAGAAGUUAAUUGAUAAUGAGCGGGGAUCUGAACAAAUUAUCGAUUUCAUCAAAGUAUCAGACAAUAUACAUACCUAUGUUAAACCAAGACUUUAUUCAUUCACUAAAUUACUAAGUACUGAUUUUGGAGUGGCUUUUGUCGUACCUUCUGAUCAACAUUUAUUUUUAAACAUACCUAAAGAAGUUGAAUUUUCCGUCAGUUCAGAUUCCUCUGGCAAUUAUAUGAUCGAUGAUGUUGUUAUUCAAAAUUUGAUCAAAAAGGCCAAAGUGAUAUUACCAUGGAAAGCAAUAGAUGGAUAUAUUAAAGCUGGUUGCCAUUUCUUUAAUCUGGAGUCAGCUGAAGAACAUGAUAAACUGCACAGAAACGAAGAUGAACAAGAAUGGAUACUUGCUGAAUCAAAAAGACUUAAGGAGUUAGAAGAAGAGGAACAACAACUUAAAGAAGAAUUAGAGGAAAGUAUAUCAACAGAGUAUGUAGAAAAUGGAAAUAACACUCAGAUUAAUUCAUCAUUAAUACAAGUGAAUAAUGGAUCCACUUCUAUCACUGAAGAAAUAAUAUCAAACAGUACUUUAUGCUUAGACGAUACAAAUUCCAUCAAUUGUUCAACAGAUAAACCAUUAUUUUCAAGGAAAUUGUUUAAGCGAAGUGUGUUAUCUAUGAGCAGUGGUGAUGAUUCAUUAGCUUUGAAUGACGCUAUUAUCACAACCACUUCUGAUGAAGCUAUAACGACAACAGCUACUACUACUAUAAGCACCAUUACUCAAACAACAAAUGUGGAAAAUUUUAAUGAGCUCCCAUACUUACCUUCAGAACAAACGUUGGAAUCAAUGGUUGUAGUAACUAGUGAAUCAGUAACUUUACCUGAGGAUUCUCCAGAAGUUGAUGAUUUUCAAUUAAGAAGUAUCCCUUUUGAUACAACAGCUAUUACGGCAUCAUUUGGUUCAACAACAGUUCCCUCAACAUCUCCAUCUAAUGACUUUCAGCUAGUAGUAGAAGUUACAGUACCUGAAGAUAAAGAAACUCCUUCAACCAUUCCAACUUUAACAACAAGCACUGCUAAUUUCAUAAGUGAACCUGAAUCACAAAAGUCAACAGAUGAACAGAUUGUAAACAAUAACAUAGAAAUUGAACAGUCUGAAGUUGAACAAAUACAACGUGAUGAUUUAAAGAAUUUCCUUGAUCAGAUAAAGAAUAUAAACUCUAGUCAAUCAGAACUAUUGUCACAGAUUCUACUGGAGAUUAUCAUAGCUGAAAAAGAUGUAACAACAACAGCUGAAUCAAUUCAGCUGGAUGGUAUUAUGCGUUCUCGAACCAUAGCUCUUAAUACCGGUCUACUAUGGACAAUACCAGUCAAUGCCCGUGAAGAUUUCUAUGAUGAAUUGAAAUAUUGGCCCAACUCACCUAUUUUUCAACGUGUAUACGACUCAAGAGGCUUAAUAUUUUGGAUACCUUUGAGAAAAGAAGAAAACACAAUAAAGUCAGCAGAUAUUCAGAUAAAAUCAACUGACACUCAUGAUUCUUCAAUGCAGAAUGAUGCACCGAAAGCAACCGAAUCAUCUGUUAGUUAUACAACAGUCAGUAAUACCCAACAAUCGGAAAGUGCAUUACUUAGAGUAAAACGACAAGUAGAAACAAUCCCCGAAAAUAAUCAGGAAGGAGAACACGAACAAGGAGAACAAGAAGGUAAAACACCAGAAGAAAUAGUAUUAAAUAACACCAAUGGUCAAAACCUUUCAAAUGUGGAUACUUUUCAGGCGGAAAUGCUUCAAGAAGUCACUGAUACAACAGAUGAAGCUGAAACACUUCUAGAAGAUGAUGAAACGACUGAUGAGUCAAUAAUUAGUGCUGAUAAGGAGCAUGAGGACCUAGUAGAUAAUACGCCACUACCAGCAACAAUAUUUACGCCACUUACAAUUACACAAGGAGAAUAUGUAUACAAAGCAGGAGUCAUGGGUAUCACAUUUGAACCAGAAUAUCUUUCCAAACAACUUGCUAUGGUUUCAGACUGUUCGGACACAUCUUCAAAUAAACUAUGUUAUUUACUAGAAGAUGCAGCAAAUAUUGUUGCUGUCAAUAAUAAUUCGUUUUAUCAUCAGAUUGGUAAAUUUCUGGGGCAUGUUGAUCCGGAGCUAAUGAGUUCUUUAAUUCAAAAUCAUGUUUAUGGAGUUUUAAAGGAUUACGACUUUGAAGGAACCUGUUAUCCAAGAGAAGAUAAAUCUGAAUCAACUUCACCUGCUAUGCAUCCAAUACCGUCUAUUCUCAUAAAUACAAGAAAUAUAUUCAGCAUUCGUUUAUGGUUCGACUGGUUACUAACUUUUAGCUCAUUGAGUCUGUUUAUUACACGAUCACUCAUCACUGGUAUGAUAACAAGUAUAGUUUCAGGUGACAUGAGGAAUGAUGUAGAUCCGCAGAAUAAACCAUAUCCAUGUAUUCAGUUAAUUAAUCGUUAUUAUUCAAUGAACAGUCCGAUAUAUGAUACAAGAAAUUCACCAUUGAAUAUGGAUUCUACUCACAUAUUUCGAGGUUUUAUCCAUUGCUCUUUAGAACGUAACAGAGAUUGGUCAGCACAAUCGAUUAGUGGUACAAAUUUGCAUCUAAUAAUCACAGAUCCAAUAUUUGAUGAAUGUGACACAUCUGUAGAACGAUUACAACGUGAUCCAAUAAAAGAUUCUGGUCCAGACGUUUGCGGAGCAUCACGUGCUCCACGUUAUCGUAGGCAAUCAAAAAAGUGGACAUUAGUUCCUCCUGAUGAUGAAGUAGAAAUACCAACUCACUGUUCCGCAGCAAACUCACUACACAAGCCAUCACUUAUUAUAUAUUCAUUUAUUUCAUUGUUCACACUCACCUAUCACAUUUAUUAA
This is a messenger RNA of Trichobilharzia regenti, 4503 nucleotides long. Lineage: Eukaryota; Metazoa; Platyhelminthes; Trematoda; Strigeidida; Schistosomatidae. The record is from the annotation of a GenBank genome assembly.